Pogonomyrmex barbatus (red harvester ant) is the source of this 494-nucleotide messenger RNA. RefSeq lists its product as uncharacterized. The record is from RefSeq and is a predicted model, not a curated record. Lineage: Eukaryota; Metazoa; Arthropoda; Insecta; Hymenoptera; Formicidae.
CGUCUCGGAAAUAUCUGCGAUGAUAUCGACGUUUCUACGAUAUCCGUUUUUACGCUUAAUUAUGGUUUCUCGUCGAGUAAGGAAAAGGAAAUGCAAGAUUUCCUCAAACGGUUUAAGGCAAGGAAACUCUCACAAGCACAAAUUCGUCAAUUAUUCGCACGAUCGAUUGCAUGAGCAUCCAUACCAAACGCGUUCGAAAAGUCUUCGUGAAAUAAAAAUAGACCUGAUUGAAUCUCUUAUCCCAUCGAGACGGCCAUCCGACAGCAGUGUUGUAUAUCUAGGCUUGUUUCAUAAAAAUCCGCAGAUUAUAACGUUAGAGGAUAGCAGCGAAAGCUUCCCCGAGAAAGUUAUUCAACCAGAAGUAUGGGUCAAUACCAAAAGAGAGACAUAAAGUUGUUUGAAGUAACAUAUAUAUAUAUUUAUACAUAUAUUAGCUACAAAAAUUCCAACUAAAUCUUUUUUGACAUAUCUCUUUGAAUAAAAAAUAUAAUGAC